Molecule: messenger RNA, 1251 nt
Organism: Medicago truncatula (barrel medic)
Lineage: Eukaryota; Viridiplantae; Streptophyta; Magnoliopsida; Fabales; Fabaceae
Exons: 5
Coding region: 1-1251 (416 amino acids)
Cellular component (GO): nucleus
Molecular function (GO): transcription corepressor activity
Source: RefSeq, a predicted model, not a curated record
AUGGUUAUUGAUACCAGUUUGGUGCAUGGCGGAAAGCCAUCUGAUCUAAGGGUAUUGAAAUAUGUGCUUGUAAAUUCAGUGUGUGAAGUUGAUGUAGAUGCUGCUGGUAAAAAACAUACGAGGAAAGUAAACCAUGGCAAGGAUAUGUCUAAAAGCAUUAAACGGAAUGCAACAAAGUUGGCAGUUAUUGAUACCAAUAGACUUUCUGACAUAAAACUAUUGAAGCUGAAAUUGAAACAACUGAAACAUCCGCCAGUUGAAUCAGAAGAUGCUCCUACGACUACUACCGGUCUUCAUAGAGAAAGUAAGGAUUUCUCUUCAACUGAUGAUUCACCAAUGAUGGUGGAAGCUAAGAUGCUGAUAUGUGACAAAAAGAAAAUCAAUAAAACCGACAGUCGCAUAAGUGUAUCUAACAGUGGUGCUACCAGUAAAAAAGAAGCAUAUGAUAAUCUUGAUACCGAUGCAAACAAGAUGUGUUCUGGUGAAAAUUGGAAAAUUAUGGGUAUUGUGAGGAUUGAUGAUUUUGGGGUAGAGAAUGUAGUUAUGGUGUUAGAAAUAGUCUCCGAAUUUGUUCCUAUUAAAAGGAGGAGAUUGACUGAUUGUGCCAAGGAAGAGAAAAGCUGCAUCAUUGAGAAUUCUUCAGGAGGUCUGGGAUCAGAUAAACUACGAAUUUCUCGAUCUUCUAGCUUUCGAGUUGCCAACCCAAAUGUUUGUGAUCCAAUUAGUAAUCAGCAGAGUCAAAGUUUAACAGCUUCUUCAGCAGACAGAAGCUUGGAAGAGGAGGAUAAUGAAAAAAGCAUUUCCAACGACGUUUCAACAAAUUCUGAAAAUAGCAAAAUGACAAAGGCAAAAGAUCCAUGUCUAACAGCUGCCACUCAGGAAGUAGUUGAGGAGCCUCUGAGAAUCCCUUGUGAUGUUGGUUCUUUGGAACAACAGCCUGAUAUAAAUCCCAGGAGACAGAGCACUAGAAACAGACCGUUGACAGUUAGAGCAUUGGAAUGUAUAGCAAAUGAAUAUUUGCAUGUACAGAAGAAACAAAAAAAGAAAGACAGCCAGACCCACAAAGAUCUUUUCAAUCCUUGCCGCAAGGCUCGAACAAAAGGCAAAUCAACACUGCAUCGUCAUUGUUCAGAUCACGGGAAUGCAGUUGCAGUACAAGAAGAAAAGCAUUUGAUUGGAGAUGCUUUUGGAAACAAAUUGGCUUUGAAUGUGCCGAUGCUUCUCCUGCCUGACUUGCAAAUUGUGUUCUAA